Mytilinidion resinicola is the source of this 315-nucleotide messenger RNA. RefSeq lists its product as uncharacterized. The record is from RefSeq and is a predicted model, not a curated record. NCBI's taxonomy places the organism in Eukaryota, Fungi, Ascomycota, Dothideomycetes, Mytilinidiales, Mytilinidiaceae. The transcript has a single exon. The coding region runs from base 1 to 315 and encodes 104 amino acids.
AUGCGUCACUUAACCGUACCCACCAGCGGCCUCUCAACCGCCCCCUCCUCCAAAAGCGCCCUCUCCUCCUCCAAAAGCGCCCUCUCCUCCUCCCCACCCCCCUCCCCAUCCAUCCCAAGCGCAACCCUCAUCCUCCUCGCCGCCUCCUGCGUAUCCCUGAUCAAGCACCACACAAACCCCACAACCUUCCCACACCUCCUCCACACUCCCCUCCACCCCGUCCCCAACACCAGCAACCCCACCGCAUACACCCCCAAGACCACCAUCGUGAACGGCGCAAACGACACACCCAUCACGAUAUGUAGCCCCAAAUAA